AUGCUCAAAAGAGAAAGAACCAAUGAGUUAGUUAAUCAAAGAAAUAAAUUAAGUACAUACCAGGCCCAAAUAUUGACAAAUAUUCGAUUAUUGGAGUUCUUAAAGAAGAUUUUAGAAACUUAUAACAAGCUUAUUUCUAACAAUUACAUUACAAGGAUAUCCUCGAUAUUAUGUGGGGUUUCUAGUGAUUGUAUUUGUAAGCUUGGAAAGUGCCCUGGAAUACAUGGGACUGACAGUAUUAAUGAUUUUAAAGAUGUAAUUAUUGCAAUAAAAGAUAAAAUUAUAAUAAAAAGGAUUACAGAUACGCCUGUGCCGAUUUCAAACACAAAGCUCGACUUGAACGAAAUAUUGGCUAAUUCUAGAGACUACAUAAUAGAGUUCAAAGUUGAGGAUAAAUGUGUAGAGGAUAGAAUUAAGGUUAAAGAAUUAGAUACACAAUCUUCCACAAACUUGAUUCGAAGUAAGAAGCUUGGCAAAAAAUAUAUGGACUCUUUAUUGAAAUUCUUUGAAGACCAGAUAUUAAUGAAUAUUGGUGUAAAGAAGGAGAAAAAUGAUAACAAAUUGACAGAUAAAGUUGAUAUAGAGGUAAAAGAGAAUAACUUGGAGGAUUUUAGAAUAAAAAGAAUAAAUCAAUUAAUUUCGCUUGCUAAAGAAAAAAAUCAAAUAAUAGGCUCUGAUGAAGUAAUUGAAACCAUUUCAAAAAGUACCAUUUUAAAGGGAGGGAUAGUAAGCCAGAAGACUGAGAAUGCAAGAGAAGCCAAAUAUUGCGAUGAAAAUGAUGAAAUAUAUUCAAUUUUGGAUCAAAAAAUACUUAAUAUGCUGAGUUCUUAUAUUAAUAAUAAUUCAUCUGAUAAAUUCAGAUUUUAUAAUCAUCAAAGUGAAGCAAUUAAAGCAAUUUUGAAAGACAAAAAAAAUGUAAUAAUUACAACUGGUACAUCUAGUGGGAAAUCCAUGUGUUAUAUACUUCCAUGUAUUCAAUUUGCUAUUCAGAAUCCAAAAUAUUUAACAUUGUUGAUAUUUCCGACAAAAGCAUUAUCAGAAGAUCAGUUUAUGAAGAUAACGAAAAUAAUAAAUUGUUUUAAACCUGAAUCCGGGGACAUUUUACCAGUGAUAAAUAAGUUAGAUGGUGAUACAAAUAUGAAUCAAAGAAGAGAAAUACUAUUAAAGAGUAAUAUAAUUUCAACAAACAUUGAUUUUAUUCAUUGGAAUAUUGAGUUUUUAUCCUGUAUGAUUUAUAAUAGACUAAAACUACUAGUUAUUGAUGAAGCUCAUAUUUAUACAGGACAUUUUGGAAUUAAUACUAGUUAUAUAUUAAAGAGACUUAAUAGAGGUAUUCUAUACUAUAAACAGAAGAAUAAAUUAAUAAUUCCAGAACAUUGUACUCAGUAUAUUGUAUGUACAGCAACAAUAAAUAAUCCUAUAGAACAUUUUAGAAACUUGGUAGGCUCCGAGUUUGAAAGUCUUAAUGAUAUUUCUCUCAUUGAUAAUGAUUCAAGUUCAAAAGAAGAAUCAUCAAUAUUAAUUUGGGAUAGUAAUAAGUAUAUUAAUAAAGAUAAUACAAAAAGUUACAAUCAAAUUAAAAUAAACAAAAGUUAUAAAGAAUGUAUUAAUAUGUUAAUAGAGUUUUAUUAUUUAAAUCGUAAAUUAAUUCUAUUUUGCCAUUCCAGAAAGUUGGUUGAAAAUAUUAAGAGAGAUCUUUUAAUGGUUUUAAAGAAGAUAAAUAUACAUAAUAAUCAUCAUUUUAACUUUGAAAAUGAUAUUCAGAUUUAUAGAGGGGGUAUUUCUCAGGUUGAAAGAAGAAAAUUGGAAUCACUAAUAUUUAAUGGCAAAGUCAAAAUAGUUAUUAGCACAAUUGCACUAGAGCUCGGAAUUGAUGUAAAAUGCUUUGAUAGUGUAAUAGUUUUUGGGUACCCUGGGUCCAUUAAUAGAUUAACGCAACAGUUUGGAAGAUGUGGGAGAGAUCAUAAAACAAAAAGCAUUAAAAUGCUUAUGCUAAAUGAAAAUAAUGAAAUUGAUAAUUAUAUAAGUAACCAUGGUAAAGAGCUACUAUCUAAGCAGUUUGACUCGUGCGUUAUUAAUCUCAAAAAUCCCUAUUUAUUAAUUCUUCACCUUAUAUGUUUAACUGUUGAAUCUUUUAAAUACAUCAAUGUAAAAAGAGAUUCAAAGAUUUUGGAUUUAAAUUCAGAAAUACUAGUUGAUAUUGUCAAAUUCUUAUAUAAUAGAAAUUUACUGGUUAAUUAUGAUAAUUCAAAGGUCCAAGACUUCAAUACAUGUGACUUGUAUUAUAAUUGGAAUAAAAUAAAAAAUCAGGUUGAGGUGGGGAUCGAACCUGCAUGUAUAUCUUCAUUACUAUCAUUAUAUUUUGAAAAUAAUGAUCAGUUGAUAUUGAAUGAUCCAAAAGAUAUUUACAAACAAAUAGACGUUAGAGAUAGUGAUCUAACUAUAUCUCUUUAUAAUGUAAAAGAUAACAGAAUUGUGAUUGAUACAUUACCUAUUCUUAGUUCAAUUCGUCUAGUGUAUCCAGAAUCAAUAUAUUCAAUAAAUGGGGUAUUAUUUAAAACUUUAUCUGUAGACUUAGCAUCGAGAAGAGGUUUAAUGCAGGAGAUUAAGAAAGGUGAUCAUAGACUUAAACAAAAAACUGUUUCUUCUGGAGAAAUUGCAGUAAUAAUGCAAGGAAAUGGUGAAAGAUAUACACUAAAUGAGAAUUCAAAGAAUGAAAUGAUUAAAAUGAGUAUAUAUAUAACGGGAGCAAGAGUUACUUUUGAUAUAUAUAGUUAUUCAGUAUAUGAGAUAAUUAACAAUGAGUGGAUUUUUCUGGAAGAGAAAUAUAUUCAAAAACCUUUGGUAUAUUCUUUCAAUACAAUGGGAAUGCAGAUAAAGUUAGAAUUAAGAGACAAAUUUGAAGUAGAGAUUAUCAAUAUAGCUAUACAUGGAAUUAUUCAUAACGUAAUUAACUCACUUCCAAAGUAUAUAUCUUGUAAUAUUAAUGACAUCUCCUGUGAAUGUCCUGACAUUAAAAUUUUUAAUCAGAAGAACAAACAAACAGAUUCAAUAAUUCUUUUACUUUAUGAAAAUAAAAAAGGAGGUAAUGGAUAUUUUAAUGAGCUUAUGAAGUUAAAGUGUACUGAAAAUGGAAAAGAAGUACGAAUUAUUGAAGAUAUUAUUCAUAAUAUGAGGUAUAAUUUAAAUAGUUGCAACUGUAAAAACGGUUGUCUAAACUGUGGCUUUCUUUUGUACUCGUGCAUUAAAAAUAACAGACAUAUCAACAAACAAAUUACAUUAGAAAUAUUAGAAAAUAUUGAAAAAAUUCGAAAUAAUACAACUUAA
This is a messenger RNA of Cryptosporidium ubiquitum, 3327 nucleotides long. Its product is annotated as LHR1 SKI2 family RNA SFII helicase. The transcript is spliced from 4 exons. Lineage: Eukaryota; Apicomplexa; Conoidasida; Eucoccidiorida; Cryptosporidiidae. The record is from RefSeq and is a predicted model, not a curated record. The coding region runs from base 1 to 3327 and encodes 1108 amino acids. Gene Ontology annotation, molecular function: ATP binding; nucleic acid binding.